CGCAUGUCAGUGUAUGGUACCGCACACCGGAGUCACAACAACCGACAGCCGUUGACAGUGAGCCGCCGUUAGCUCGGUGACUGUCCGCCUGUCAGGAGGCCCGGGCCGGAGCUGCUGUCUGAGAGUCCGGGGAACGGAGCCGGAGUAGCGGAUGCACGGUGGAGGAGUGGGGGCCAACUUACCGGAGCCACCCCGCCGGAGAGUCGCUGUGUUCGGGUAGAAUGUUAGCAGUGGAGCGGAGCGGAGAGAGCCGCACAGCCGCUGAUUCACACCGAUAACCCGGGUACAGCUCACACUGAGCCCGCACUCACAGACAGAGCCCGCCGCUAACAGCAGCUGGGAACCGGGCAGCUCAUCAAAGCAACCCGCUGCUGAUGGUCCAUCCGCAGGCUGCUAACCGCUGCUAACGUUAGCCUCACAGGCUACAUGCUAACAGGCUAACAGCCAGCUCAGCAGCUCUCUGUCUGUCCGGUACCGGUAGCAUGGAACGGUUAACGGUCACCAUGUUGUCAUCCCGGUAAACGGAACAACACCCAGCAGCUAGCCGCGGAGCUAACCGUCAGCUGUGGAACAUCUGGCCGCAGCCAGCUCUCCGUGGAGCGGCCGAGGAUGGUCGCAGUGACAGCAGCUGUUCUGGAGGAACGGCCUGCCCCCGCUGGAUGUUCUCACAGCUUCACCCCCCCCGCUGGACUCAGGAUCAGCCUCUCUGCGUUCAUGUAAACCGCUCAACCGAGCGUGUCGGUCCUGCUGCGGCGCUCAGACUCCGCGGCAGCAGCGGCAGCGGACGCGGUAGCGGCAGCGGCAGCGGACGCGGACGCGGCAGCCAUGCAGGCGGCACAGCUGCAGUACGACUUCUUCAACGAGGAGAACUCACCGAAAUGGAGAGGACUGCUGGUUCCUUCACUGGAGAAGGUCCUCAACCAGGUGCAUCCUAACCUGGUGUCCCAGCAGGAGGCGCUGCAGUACGUGGAGGAGCUGAUCCUGCUGCUGCUCAGUAUGCUGUGCCAGGCUCAACCCCGAACUGUACAGGAAGUGGAGGAGCGAGUCCAGAAGAGCUUCCCUCACCCGAUCGAUAAGUGGGCAAUCGCCGACGCUCAGGCUGCCAUCGAGAAGAGGAAGAGGAGGAACCCGCUGGCUCUGCCUGUGGACAAGAUCCACCCACUUCUCAAGGAGGUGCUGGGCUAUAAGGUGGACCACCAGGUGUCGGUCUACAUGGUGGCCGUGCUGGAGUACAUCUCUGCCGACAUCCUGAAACUGGCAGGAAACUAUGUGAGGAACAUCCGACACUACGAGAUCUCCCAGCAGGACAUCACUGUGGCCAUGUGUGCCGACAAGGUGCUGAUGGACAUGUUCCACCAGGACGAGGAGGACAUCAGCUGGUUCCCUCUGAUGGACGAGGAGCCGUCGGCCAAUGAGGAGCAGAGUUACUACGAGCUAGUGAGGAGCUUCAUGUCUGACGGCCGACAGUUUGUGAGACAACUGAACCUGCUGAUCAAAGUGUUCAGAGAACCCUUCAACUCCAACCUCAUGCUCUUCUCACAGCACGAUGUGGACAGUAUCUUUAGUCGGAUCGUGGAUAUCCACGAGGUGACGGUGAAGCUGUUGGGUCUCAUCGAGGACACGGUGGAGAUGACAGAUGAAGGAAGUCCUCAUCCUCUGGUGGGAAGCUGCUUCGAGGACCUGGCUGAGGAGUUGGCCUUUGACCCCUACGAGACGUAUGCUCAGGACAUCCUGCGCUCUGGUUUUCAUGAACACUUCUUGAGUCAAGUGUCCAAACCGGGAGCCGCCUUCCACCUCCAGUCUAUCUGUGAAGGUUUUAAAGAGGCAGUUCAGUACGUUCUGCCCAGACUGCUGCUCACGCCUGUUUACCACUGUCUGCACCUGUUUGAGAUCCUUAAGCAACUGGAGGAGAAGAGUGAGGACGAGGAGGAUAAAGAGUGUCUGAAACAGGCCAUCACCGCUCUGCUCAACCUGCAGAGCAGCAUGGAGAGGAUCUGCUCCAGGAGCCUCGCCAAGAGGAGGCUCAGCGAGUCGGCGUGUCGUUUCUACAGCCAUCAGAUGAAGGGGAAGCACCUGGCCAUCAAGAAGAUGAACGAGAUCCAGAAAAACAUUGACGGAUGGGAAGGGAAGGACAUCGGCCAGUGCUGCAACGAGUUCAUCAUGGAGGGUACGCUGACCCGUGUGGGCGCCAAACACGAGCGCCACAUCUUCCUGUUCGAUGGCCUGAUGAUCUGCUGCAAGUCCAACCAUGGACCGCCGCGGCUGCCCGGUGCCAGCUCCACUGCAGAGUACCGGCUGAAAGAAAAGUUCUUCAUGCGCAAAGUCCAGAUAAACGACAAGGAUGACAAGGAGGGUGAGUACCGCCAUGCCUUCGAGAUCAUCCUAAAGGACGGGAACAGCGUGGUGUUUGCCGCUAAGUCCGCCGAGGAGAAGAAUGGCUGGAUGGCAGCGCUUAUCUCAUUGCAAUACCGCAGCACGCUGGAGCGCAUGCUGGACUCGGCCAUGCUGCAGGAGGAGAAGGAGGAGCAGAUGAGGCUGCCGGGAGCCGAGGUGUACCGGUUCGCUGAGCCAGACUCCGAGGAGAACGUCGUGUUCGAGGAGAACGUCCAGUCCAAGUCCGGGAUCCCCAUCAUCAAAGCAGGGACGGUCCUGAAACUGAUUGAGAGGCUCACCUUCCACAUGUAUGCAGAUCCAAACUUUGUCCGAACAUUUCUGACCACAUACAGAUCUUUCUGUAAACCUCAGGAGCUGCUGGACCUCCUCAUGGAGAGGUUUGAGAUCCCAGAGCCGAGGCCCAGCGAGGCGGAUCAGCUGGAGGGAGGAGAGCAGCCGCUCAGUGCCGAACUCAAACGCUUCCGCAAAGAGUUCGUUCAGCCGGUCCAACUAAGAGUACUGAAUGUGUGCCGUCACUGGGUGGAGCAUCAUUACUACGACUUUGAGAGAGACCCUCACCUGCUGAGACGACUGGAGGAGUUCAUCGCUUCUGUCAGAGGUAAGGCGAUGAGGAAGUGGGUGGAGUCUAUCACUAAGAUCAUCCAGAGGAAGAAGCAGGUCCAGGUGAGCGUGCCCAGCCACAGCAUCACCUUCCAGAACUCUCCUCCUCCAAUCGAAUGGCACAUCUGCAAACCAGGAAACAGUGAGCACUUCGACCUCAUGACGCUGCACCCCAUCGAGAUCGGCCGCCAGCUCACUCUGCUCGAGUCUGACUUCUACAGGGCAGUGCAGCCGUCGGAGCUGGUUGGUAGCGUCUGGACCAAAGAGGACAAAGAGAUUCACUCCCCCAACCUGCUGAGGAUGAUACGACACACCACCAACCUCACACUGUGGCUCGAAAAGUGUAUCGUAGAGACGGAAAACCUGGAGGAACGGGUUGCUGUGGUGUCACGGAUCAUCGAGAUCCUGCAGGUGUUCCAGGAACUGAACAACUUUAACGGCGUUCUGGAGGUGGUCAGUGCCAUGAACUCGUCUCCGGUCUACAGACUGGACCACACCUUCGAGCAAAUUCCGAGUCGGCAGAGGAAGAUCCUGGAGGAAGCUCACGAGCUGAGUGAAGAUCACUACAAGAAGUAUUUAGCUAAACUACGCUCCAUCAACCCCCCCUGUGUCCCCUUCUUUGGAAUCUACCUGACCAACAUCCUGAAGACGGAGGAGGGAAACCCAGACUUCCUGCGGCGCCACGGUAAAGAUCUGAUCAACUUCAGCAAGAGGAGGAAAGUGGCAGAAAUCACGGGGGAGAUCCAGCAGUACCAGAACCAACCGUACUGUCUGAGGGUGGAGAAUGACAUCAGGAAGUUCUUCGAGAACCUGAACCCGAUGGAGGACAUGUCUGAGAAAGACUUCGCUGAUCAUCUGUUCAACAAAUCUCUGGAGAUCGAACCUCGAAACGCCCGAUCGUUACCUCGCUUUGUGAAGAAGUACACCUGUCCGCUGAAGUCUCCAGGGAUCCGUCCCACCUCUGCGAGGCCCGGCACCAUGCGACACCCAACGCCACUGCAGAACGAGCCCCGGAAGAUCAGCUACAGCCGCAUCCCCGAUAGCGAGGCGGAGGGUGGCGCUGUGUCCGCCCCAAACUCGCCCCGCACGCCCCUGACUCCGCCCCCCGCCUCCGCUGCCUCCAGCUCCACCGAUGUAGGCAGCGUGUUCGACUCGCCGCAGGGCCCCAGCAGCCCCUUCCACUCCACCUGCGACAGUAUCUUCUCUGUGGUCUCUUUGCCUCACGGUCCACGGUCGUCUUCGGUCUCCUCCAUGGUAAGUUUCAGUCGUGGUUCCGAGGAGGUUCCAGUUCCUCCUCCGGUUCCUCCUCGCAGACGUCCAGAGUCAGCUCCUGCAGAGUCAUCUCCCUCAAAGAUGAUGUCGAAGUUGGACAGCCCCCCCGCUGUCCCCCCUCGUCAGCCCACCUGUAAGCUCCUCCCCCCUCGUUACUCCUCGUCACUGUCGUCAUCGUCUCCCCCUGACAGCCCCCCCUCCCUCCCCCCUCGGGAGCCUCUCAGCUCUCCUCUGCACCUCCUGCCCCCCCCUCAGGGCCGCCCCCGCUGUGACCUCCUCCCUCAGGCCUUCUUCCCCUCCACCACCUCCUCCUCCCCCCCUCCAUCAGCUCCGCCCCCACCGCCUCUUCCUCCCCCCCUCCCUCCCUCCACCCCUGUGACCCCUACCCCCACCUCCAGGAAGAUGCCCCUCCCUUCCCCGCCGCUCCCCCUUCUCCCCAUGGAUGGCCCCCCCGUGCCCCCCCGACACGGUGUCCCCAAACUCCCCAAGACCUACAAGAGGGAGUCUCUGAGCCAUGCCCCCCUGCUGGAUACGCCCCCCGCACUGUGAUUGGACGGCCUGGACUUCCUGAAGGGGCGGGGCUAACACUACACACAACAAGACAAUGGAUGUAAAUCUGAUCGACCAAUCAGGAUCCGGACAAAAUAAAACAUAAAUCAUGUGCUCUUAUUCUGAAAAACUCUGAAAGUGAUUGUGGGGAACACUGGAGAACAUUCGUCUGUCUGUGGUCGCUUUUUCAUUUCUGUCUCAUCAGACCUCCCCGUGCAAAGAGGAUUGUGGGUAACUCAGUGGCCCACAGACUGAAGUGGACUCUAUGGUGGCCUUCAGGUACCGGACCAGAACCAGAGAGGUACUGUGUUGGUUCUGGUGGACCUGAUGUUGUUUCUCUUUGAUUGUUGAUGUAAACAAACGUGAUGAUUGCCUUCGUUAAAACAAGGGAAUAAACAUGGACUACA
Molecule: messenger RNA, 5222 nt
Organism: Dicentrarchus labrax (European seabass)
Lineage: Eukaryota; Metazoa; Chordata; Actinopteri; Moronidae
Product: son of sevenless homolog 1-like
Biological process (GO): positive regulation of GTPase activity; Ras protein signal transduction
Cellular component (GO): plasma membrane; nucleosome
Molecular function (GO): guanyl-nucleotide exchange factor activity; DNA binding; structural constituent of chromatin
Source: RefSeq, a predicted model, not a curated record